GACCACACGAAGAGCCCGCCAAGAUGCCUAUCUCAAUGGAUAUGUUUCCUCACAGUCCCUCCACCUUGGACGAACUCCCACCCAUUCCGAUUGACCUAGAGAGCUUCGUUGUCCGCACCUACCCGACGCCCUUCGUCCACAUUGAACGCUGGAGCAAGAUUUGGGGAUGUUUGCCCGUCUCCUACAGCUACUACGACCGCUGCUGGAAGUUGUCCCCUUUCUUAACUUGCUGGAUUGUUUGCUCCAUCGGGUUCAAUGUACCAUGCUUCUACAACUGUCUUAUGUCCUCCAUCGCAGGCGGCGACAACAGCAUAACAGUUUAUGUUAUGAUCCUAAUCGUGGCAGUAAUGACCAUCUCCGCGGUGGCCAUGCAUGUCCUGUCCCUCGUCUACAAUAAAGAGUGGGCUAGGUUCCUCCAGAACUGGAUGACCUUCGAGCGCAAGUUUAGAACCUUGGCGACUGGGGCCCAUUCGUACAGCCUGGCUGUCCCGCUUUAUGUUGGGUUCUUGGUAUGCAUUAUCUUCUUUGUUGUCAAUAUUUUAAACGAACUUCGCUUCAAUUUGAUCAAUAACGACGGUGUGUGGCGGAUGUUGUCGCUGGUGUACGUGUAUGUGAUCUACAGCUUCACGCUCUCCAUGCCCAUCCUGUGGGUGGUGAUGGCCUCCAAGGUGUUCGCUUUAUGCCUCAGCCACAUUAGAACGGAACUGGAAUCCAUAAUUGAGUGCGCAAGAUUUGGAGAGACGUGUGCGUCGCACGUUCAAAAGUGCAUUGCUUCCAGUGAUAUUAUUCGAUUGGAAGAGGCGGUCCUGGAGCUGAGACGACUCAUCCAGGCCUUCAAGGCUAUUAUGGGUCCCUUCAUGCUGGUGAUCGUUCCCCACCACAUUAUCUCCCUCAUCUGUUUCCUCUAUUGGACCCUUGUCUCCUCGCUCGACUAUUCCGACUGGUAUUUCCCACUCAGCUUUGGUCUACUGUCCAUCCAGGCCAUCGCCCCCAUCUUCUGUGGCGCCAUCUACAGCGAGGACAUUCAGACUCAGAAAGACUCUCUCAUAGAACCUCUCCUGAUACUGAAGGGCACGAUGAAGGAACAGAAGGAGAAGAUCAAAAUGGCUACAUUGAUAGACCACGUGAGCCGAACUGAUGCCCAGAUCGAGGGCUGUGGCUUCUUCAUCCUCAACAAGGGCAUGGCCACUACAGUGGUGAACACCGUAGUGACCUACUUGGUGGUGCUUAUCCAGUUCUACGGCAGUGGUCGCUAGUGGAUACCAACCUACAGAAUAUACUCGAAGAACUUUGGACAAGUUUUAUAAUCAAGUUCUACAGCAGUGGGCACUAGUGGCCGCUAAUUAAUUCAUACAUAGGAGGAAUUUUGGUCCAAAUUUAUAAUCAAAUUUUAUGGCAUUGAGAGCUAGUCGAUGCAAUCCCAUACACUGGAGGAACUUUAAACCAGUUCAUUGGAAGAUGGAGCUAACAGAAACCAUCCAAUACACUGGAAGAACUUUGAACAGGUUAAUGAAAGCAUGCGGAUGAGGCUUGCAAGAUUUCGUUAUGCCACGGGACUCUUAGAGUCUAGGCUAUUCCGAUAGCCUAGACUCUAGGCUAUCAGUGAAUAGUGAUAGCCUAGUGAAUAAAAGAAAAUUCUUUUAUAUUCAUAUGGCCCAGGUGUUCUGUAGUGGGAGGCUGUAUCUGGCCGCUAAAUUC
Molecule: messenger RNA, 1698 nt
Organism: Procambarus clarkii (red swamp crayfish)
Lineage: Eukaryota; Metazoa; Arthropoda; Malacostraca; Decapoda; Cambaridae
Product: putative gustatory receptor 39b
Biological process (GO): male courtship behavior; sensory perception of taste; chemosensory behavior
Cellular component (GO): membrane; neuronal cell body; axon
Source: RefSeq, a predicted model, not a curated record